Molecule: messenger RNA, 1368 nt
Organism: Botrytis porri
Lineage: Eukaryota; Fungi; Ascomycota; Leotiomycetes; Helotiales; Sclerotiniaceae
Exons: 3
Coding region: 1-1368 (455 amino acids)
Biological process (GO): transcription initiation at RNA polymerase II promoter; transcription by RNA polymerase II
Cellular component (GO): transcription factor TFIIA complex
Source: RefSeq, a predicted model, not a curated record
AUGUCGAACACUCAAGUGGGAAAUGUUUACCAGCAGAUUAUUGCAGAUGUAGUCGAUAGCUCUAGAGUCGACUUCGAGGAGAGUGGAGUCGAUGAAGUUGUAUUGGAGGAGUUGAGAAAGGGAUGGCAAAAGAAGUUGUCAACACUGGGUGUUGCUCUGUUUCCAUGGGAUCCAAAGCCUGACCAGCAACCUAUGCAAAAUCCACCAAUGGUACCUUCAAAUUACCAACAUACAGGUAUACCUCCAGGACAACCAAUAUAUCAAACUCCAAUGCCAAAUGGACCUCGCAUCAAGGGUGAACCUGGUAUGGAGAAUGCAGGCUUCAUACCGUCUCCUAUGUCACAGGCACCUCCUCAGGGUCCUCUUAUGACUAUGCCAAAUGCUACACCAGCCCAACAACGUGCUGCCCAAAACCUCCAUGCUUCUUAUGGACAUAGAGCGGCAGCUUCAAUUCAAUCCAUUCAAGGAGGUGGUGGGGCACCCCAGCAGCAACCCAUGUCUCAAAUGAGUCCACAGCAACAUCAAGCGAUGCAACAACAACAACAAAAUUUGCAAAUGCAAUCAAUGCAGCAGCAACAGCAACAACAGAGACCAGGCAGUGGUUUGUCUCCUCAAGCUCAACCACAACAGCCACAAGGACAACCCCAGGGUCCGCCAAGCCAACAAAGUCAACAAGCUGCGGCGGCUUAUAGGCAGAGUGUUGCGGCUCAACAAGCACAGCAGCUACAGCAGUUACAGCAGCAGAGAGCUUUCCAAAACGGUCAAGCCCCUCAGAACCCCCAAAACCCCCAAAAUGGUCAGAAUGGUCAGAAUCCUCCAGCUCCUCAGGCCCAACAAAAUCCUCAAGGUGGUGUUGGAGGUGCACAAACUGACGGAGCUGGUGAUGAGACUGAUGAAUCUAUUGGAGUUAUCAAACAAUUUGAUUCUCGAGGCAAUGAGAUCGCCAUGGGUCGAAUCGAGAUUGACAACCUCAUCCGUAGCAAGAUCGAAUCCAUGGGCAAGGCUAUGGAAGGUGGCGGUCUAAUGCUUCCACUCAAGGAAGCCAAUAAGAUCCCUUCAACCAAGCGUCAACGCAAGGCCUUACCAGGCUCAUUGCCACAAACAGAUGGUCUUGGCUCUGAUGAUGAUGACGAAAAGGUUAAGGAUGAAUUAGAUGAAGAUGCAAUUAAUUCUGAUUUGGAUGAUCCUGAUGAUGGAUUGAAUGACGAUGAUGAAGAUGAUGAGAAUAUGGGUCAUAUUAUGCUUUGCAUGUAUGACAAAGUCCAAAGAGUCAAGAACAAGUGGAAGUGCGUUAUGAAAGACGGUGUACUCACUGUCAAUAACAAAGAAUACGUAUUCCACAAAGCAACUGGAGAAUAUGAAUGGUAG